AUGUGUGGUAUAUUAGGUAUAGCUUUAGGUGAUCAAGCAGCAACUGUAGCUCCUGAACUUUGUGAUGGUUGUAUCUUUUUACAACACAGAGGUCAAGAUGCUGCUGGGAUCACCACUUGUGGUCCUCGUGGAAGAAUCUACCAAUGUAAAGGUAAUGGUAUGGCUAGAGAAGUGUUCACGGAGAACCGUGUUCCGGAGUUAUUAGGGUCGAUGGGGAUUGCUCAUUUAAGAUACCCAACAUCAGGUCUUGCUGUUAAAUCUGAAGCGCAACCAUUUUAUGUCAAUAGCCCAUAUGGUAUUAGUAUGGCACAUAAUGGUAAUCUAGUCAACACUUUGGCUUUAAGUAGAUAUAUGGAUGAAGAUGUCCAUCGUCAUAUUAAUACCGAUAGUGACUCUGAAUUAUUGUUAAACAUAUUUGCUGCUGAAUUAGAAAGAUUCAACAAAUAUAGAGUCACCAAUGAUGAUGUAUUUCAUGCAUUGGAAGGUGUAUAUCGUUUGUGCCGUGGUGGUUAUGCAUGCAUUGGUAUGUUGGCAGGGUUUGCUCUGUUUGGGUUUAGAGAUCCAAAUGGUAUUAGACCACUUUUAUUUGGUGAAAGAGAAAACAAAGAUGGAACUAUAGAUUAUAUGUUAGCCUCAGAAAGUGUUGUGUUGAAAGCACAUAACUUUUCCAAAUUUAGAGAUUUAAAACCGGGUGAAGCUGUUAUUAUUCCAAGAGAUUGUAAUAAACAAAAACCUGAAUUUAGACAAGUGGUCCCAAUGAAUUCUUAUAGACCAGAUUUAUUUGAAUAUGUUUAUUUUGCAAGAUCAGAUAGUAUUUUAGAUGGGAUUUCUGUUUAUCGUACUCGUAUUGAAAUGGGUACAAAAUUGGCUGAAAAUAUUAAAUCUAAAAUGUCACCAGAUGAAAUUGAUGUGGUUAUACCAGUUCCUGAUACUGCAAGAACAUGUGCUUUACAAUGUGCUUCUGCAUUGGGGAAACCUUAUAGAGAGGGCUUUGUAAAAAAUCGUUAUGUAGGUAGAACUUUCAUCAUGCCAAACCAAGAACAAAGAUUGACUUCUGUAAGAAGGAAGUUAAACCCAAUGGAAUCCGAAUUUAAAGAUAAAAACGUUUUGAUUGUUGAUGAUUCAAUCGUUAGAGGUACUACUUCUAAAGAAAUUGUAAAUAUGGCGAGAGAAUCUGGUGCAAGAAAAGUAUUUUUCGCAUCUGCUGCACCACCAAUACGAUACAAUCAUAUUUAUGGUAUUGAUUUAACCGAUACUGCUAAUUUAAUUGCUUUUAAUAGAACAGAUGAAGAAGUUGCUGAAGCUAUUAAUUGUGAUAAAGUUAUUUAUCAAACUUUAGAAGAUUUGGUGGAAUGUUGCAAGACAAGCGAAAUCCAGCAUUUCGAAGAUGGUGUUUUCACGGGUAAUUACGUAACAGGGGUAGAAGAUGGUUAUCUAAGGGAACUAGAAAAAUCUCACAAGAUUAGAGCUAAUUCUCAAUCUGGUAAGCAUUGUGAAGGUGAUAUUGGAAUAUACAAUAUCGCUGAACAAUAUUAG
This is a messenger RNA of Henningerozyma blattae CBS 6284, 1536 nucleotides long. RefSeq names its product amidophosphoribosyltransferase (gene ADE4). Gene Ontology annotation, cellular component: cytoplasm. The transcript has a single exon. Gene Ontology annotation, biological process: purine nucleobase biosynthetic process; purine nucleotide biosynthetic process. Gene Ontology annotation, molecular function: amidophosphoribosyltransferase activity. Lineage: Eukaryota; Fungi; Ascomycota; Saccharomycetes; Saccharomycetales; Saccharomycetaceae. The coding region runs from base 1 to 1536 and encodes 511 amino acids. The record is from RefSeq and is a predicted model, not a curated record.